AAGUACGCUAUAUUCUUCCGGGUCAAAUUGACGUCACAACUCACAACACAAAGCUAGUUUGCUAAAACCUGAUACUGGCUUGUGUCAUGUCAAAAGGUUCAUUUUCAUUACUUAAAUAAUCAUUUUUUAUUUUUGAAAAUGUCUGGCUUACCACCCGGAGACCCGCAGCUGGUCUCAAUGAUCGUCAACCAUCUAAAAACUCAGGGUCUGUUUGACCAGUUUAGGAGGGAAUGUCUGGCAGACGUUGAUACAAAGCCUGCUUAUUUGAACCUGAAACAGCGAGUUGACAAUUUUGUCUCUAACCACCUCUCCAACCACACAUGGAGCCCUCAUUUGAACAAGAACCAGCUGAGGAACAACAUCCGACAGCUGGUCCUGCAAUCUGGCAUGCUGGAGCAGGGGGUCGACAGGAUCGUGGCCCAGGUCGUGGACCCCAAAAUCAACCACAUCUUUAGACCGCAGGUGGAGAGGGUGGUCCGUGAGUUUCUGUCACCGGGCAGCUGCUCCGAGGAGCCAACCACCCCUUUGCCUCCAGCAGAUCUCAAGACUGACAGUGGCGUCCUUGAGCAGGCCUCAUCUUCAACUCCAGUUGCGUCCACCACUAGUGAUGCUAUGUCCAUCCUGGAUACCAUAAGCUCUCUCAACCAGGAGGCCAGCGUGAGGUCCAGCUCAGCAGUAGAUAAAAGCCGUAGAAGCCUAGCUUUGGACGACGCGGCUCUGCUGGUCGACGAGAACGGCCAGGAUGUCGGCGUUGAAGACGGGGAGGAAAACCAAGACAGAAAACCGCCGGAGGAGCCGCAGGAAAUGAUGGAAGUCUCAACAUCGGAUGUGAAAGUAGAGGAGACGGGGGAGUAUACGGAGCCUGGAAGAGAGGGGUUAGCGGAGGAAGUUAAAGUAGAAGAGGAGGCGGGUGGAGCACUGGAGCAGACGGAGGAGGAGAAACCUACAAGUAAAACUAGCGGCAAACCCUCAGAGGAGAAACCCGAUGAUGAGGUGUUAAAAUCUAAAAACCAAGCCAAGCAAAAAGCCAAAGAAAGAAUCAAAGAGGAAUAUUCUCUGGAGGACUCUGACCUGGAAGGACUGAGCGACAUCACUGUGAGCUCUGUCCACACCAGCGACCUGUCGUCUUUUGAGGAGGAGAGUGACGAGGAGGAGCAGCCGUCUGAUUCUUCAGAGGAGGGAGAACUUUCCCCCGAUGAUGACGGCAAAAAAACAGAGAAGAAACACACAGGCGAGGAGCAAGGAGAAGAGGACAAAGAGCGCAAACCUUGCCGGAAGGCUUACGUUCACAAGCCCUUCCUGUACUCGCGUUACUACAGCGACUCGGACGAUGAGGUCACUGUGGAGGAGCGCCGCCGAUCAGUGGCGAAGGACAAAGAAGAACGGCUGCUGAAGAGGCAGCAGAACAGAGAGCGGAUGGAGGAGAAGCUGAAGCAGAAGGCAGCACAGGCUGAACAACAAGAUAGCAAAAAGCUAAAGAGUGCUGACUCAGCGGGGCUGGAGGGCCCCAAAGCCAAGGAGGCCCGUAAAGAAAGGAAGGUCCUUGAGAAAAAGAUGGCUCUCAACCGGAAGAGGAAGCUGGACUCCAGGAAAGAAGGAGAUGUUUCAAGCAAGAAGAAGGGAGAAACAGGAGACAUGUCCAAGAGAGCGGAAAUCAAACCGUUGACACUGAAGACACCACAGCCUAAAUUAUCAAGAAACCUGUCGGAAUCAGCAGCGAGCGAUGAGAGGCACAGACGAACCACCAUUUCUGAAGAGUCCAAUGACACAAAGAAGGCGACGGAGAAAGCCGUCACACACGCCUUUAUUCUGGAGCUGGAACAAGGCUCCCAGGAGGCCCUGAAGCAGCGCUCGUUUGGGAAAUUCGACCGUCCGUCUCGCAAAGAGCUUCAUCCGAAGGAACGCAAAGACAAGGAGCAGCGCAGCCUGUCUGACGAUCGCGUCAAGCUUAAACAGAAGCAGGAGAAGAGAUCUGAACAGCAGGUGGAUGAAUUUCAGCACAAGGAAGGCGCUGCUGCUAAAGGCUCGUCUGAAGAGAAGGCUGAAAAGAAACUCAAGACCAAAAGUGAGAAAAAAACGGCUGCAAAUACAAAAGAUGGGAAGGUGGCUGAAGCUGUGGUUGAGGAUAUAACCUCUAAAGAAGCCAAGAAGUCCAAAGGAUCUGCGGAGAAAGACAAGGAAAAACGAGAAAAAGAUAAGAUCAAAGAAAAGGAAAAAGCCAAAGGAGAGAAAUCUUUGGUGAAAGCUGAGUUUAAGCAGCUGCUUUGUCCAGAUUCUGCAGGCUCCUCUGAGGAUCGCUCCGACUUGGAGACGGGUCCAGACGGCACCAAAAAGAAAGACAAGCACUCCAAGGAAGUGUUGAAAAAGUCAAAGAGCCACACCGAAUCUAAACUGAAAACAGAGAGCGAGAAGGAAAAGACUAAACUCGAUCAAGACGGCCAGAAGUCACACAAGCCGAGCUCUGAUCCCGACAAAGAAAAAAAGGUUAAGGCUGCAGAAAAAGGAAAGAUCCUGGAAAAAUCAAAGACUAAAUCUAAAGAAGAGGCUAAAGCUCAAGUCGCUCCUAAAACAGACAAGAAAACUCCAUGUCUAGAUGUUAAAAACGCAGGACUUCCAUCUGUGAGCAAACCAGAAGCAAAAAAAGACAAGAAAAAAGACGUGAAAGAUCAGCUGAAAGCCUCAGAAGAAGCUCCAAGCGAUAAAUCCGGCCUGAAGGCUGGAAAGAAAAAGAUGGUGAAGAAGGACGUUACAGAGAGGAAAGAUGAAGAAAAGGUGCAGCCCCCUGAGAAGUCUGACAAAUCCUCCAAGGUUUCUGCUUUGACCUCUGUGGCAGACGAUCCUCCACAGAUUCUUCUUCAAGACACAGAGUCCAUCACCUCUGCGGGGAGCACGCAGCUUUCUGAGCCGCCCGAGGACCACGCAGAGUCACGCCUCGAGAUGUCACGCCUGCCGGCCGAGGCCGACGCCCUCCUGACGCUCAUGGACGUCUGCGCCUCCGCGGAGGCCAGACUCCCAUCCUACAGCAGGAAGGAGGAGGAGGCGGUACCGGAGGCGGAGCUUCAAGAUGCCGACAUGAAGAUGAAAGAGGCGGCGCUGACGCUGCUGUCCAUGGACCCCGACAGCACGCUGACCUCCACGCUGAUUUGCCAGGACGCCGCGAGGGAAGAGGAAGAACCGGCGAGUCCGCUGGAAGCUCCUGCAGCUGAAGAAGAGCCACUUCCUGCUCCCGAAACCCACCUGACCAUUCCCGAAGCGUCAACCGCUGCUCUGCAAACUGAGAGUGGUGCUGAGGAAAACACAAACGCCACAGACGAGCAUGAAAACUCCGAGAGGCAAACGGAGGCAGCCGGGCCUGACCCGUCACUCACGGACGCUGCACAGGAGAAUGCUGAUAUUCCAACGUCUUCCAAUCAGAAACAGCCAGAAGAUGUUGAAGUUCCUGCCGAAUCCCAGCCGGAUGACAAGGAACCAGGUGAUGAAGAAAGCAUCUUAGUGGCAGACGUUGCCUCAGAAGAGAUCACGUCUAGCACCGGAUCAGAGACGCUGGAUGUUGUUCCAAAAGACACAGAGAACGUUUGUGAAACUGGCAGUGAGUCAGAUCAAAAAGAGGCCGACGGUGCCGUUACAGAGCCAAACCUGACAACGAGAAUGGAGGCAGAAGAUGAUCAGAACCAGAGAGAGAUGGAUGCAGGCGAUGUGGACGCUCAGAGGGAAGGAGAAGAGGAUGAACGUGGAGCAGAGGAGAGUGACCUGCUGACAAUGGAAGCAGAUUUUUCUGAAAGGACAGACACUGUUGCAGCACCUGAACCAGAGUUCCCACAAGACAAAGAAAACAGUGAAGUCUCAGUUGAAGACAUCCAGGAAGAGGAAAGCAGCUCCGACCGGGCAGCAGAGGAGACGCCAAGUCAACUAAAACCGUCUGAACAGGAAGACACACCAAAUGAGGAAUCUGCAGACGGACAUGAUGAAAAUGAGACUGAGGAGCUGCAACCUUCUGCAGAAACUGAGGAAGAGAAAGGUGUGGUGGAAGUCCAAACACCUCCUAGUGAAGGGAUAUCUAAGCCUGUACAGGAGGAGGAGAGUGACCAAUCAGAGGAGCUGGAGAAGCCAAAGGACUCUCCGAGUUCCUCAGACAUUCCUGUGACCUCAUCAACAGUAGACGAUCUGACGACAGAUGGAGGUAGAACUGAGGACGGCUUUGAAGAGACGCAAGCAGCAGAAGAAGAAGAGAUACCUGAAGACGAAACUGAGCCGGAGAGAAGUGGAGCCGAGGUCGGGCCAUUGUCUUCUGGUUCUGAGGACCAUGAAAGAGCAGAAAAAGUAGAGUCCACAGAGACAACAGAGAUCUGUCAGUCAACCAGGAAGAGAAAAAUGUCAGAGGAAACUGAGGAAUCGGCUCAGGAAUCUCAGGCUGAAAAGGAGGUGAAGGAGCUCAGUGCUGAGGGAGGAGGAGAUAGUGAUCAUCCUUCAUCUGUGAGCUGCUCAGAUGAUGUAAAACCGGAGAGUGGUGCUGAGAAGAAGCCAUAUGAGGGUCAGGAGAAGCACCAAGACGACCACGAGACACCUCCAAAAAGACGCAGAGGACGUCCGCCUAAAGCUGCGCCUGUAGAAGAGUCUGAUCCAAAGAAAACAUCUGAGAAAGAAAGUGAACAAGUUGAUGAAGAAGAAGAAGAGGACAGUGAGAAAGACGACGAGGAAAGAGGAAGUGCAACCAGGGCUACGACUCGCCUGGCGUCCCGCUUGGAGGCGGAAAGAAACAAGCCGAGUAAACCGUCAACACGGGCGAGUCGGCAGGGCGGCAAAGAGGAGGCAGCGGCCGGUUCACGGGGGACGAGGGGCCCGGCGGCGGCGAGGGGGGGCCGCAAACGGGAGGCCAGCCCUCCUGCUGCGCGAACGCGGGGAGGACAGAAAUCAGAGGAGCCCGCUUCCAAGAGAGCCAAGCGCUGAGACCUGUGGGAGCAGUGGAAGGUUCAGCUCGUGCCGUGUUGUUUUUACGCUCCAUAUUUAAAGAUGUACAGUUAAGCUGUUUGUGCUCCGCUGACCGCUGAUGUUGAAGGUUCUGGAUAGCAUUAGACGCUCCUCUCUGAGUGCUAACCUGAGGAUCUGUGGGAGAACCCCCCCUCCCUCAGAAAACUGCUCUGCACCCAUAUGGUUUGCAUCAGACUCCAUCCAUUCCGUGGUUUGUUCGCCGAUGCCAAGCGAACCGGAGCGGCUCCGGCCAAUCACAGGCCUAAUGUGCCGCCGAGUCCAGCUCCCAGAUAAAGAGCUGGAAUCCAGCGUCUGUCAGGGGGAACCAGACGAGCAGCAGCUGUCAGAGGAGCCCGUUAAUGCUUCACCUUCAUUCUGUGAAUGAAGCGGCAGGUUUUCACACGCCGCUCGCUCUUCUUCCUCCUCAGCGGGAUUUUUCAGGGACGAGAUCUGCCUGACAGAACGUUUUAUACCUUCACUCUGCAUUCCUCUGGGCAGCUCUGAAUCCUCAGUUUGUAGAUUGUAUUCUCUGUAUGAACACUUUAUUGAUUUUGUUCUCAAAUGUAAAGAACGUAAGUUUUUUUUUUUAAUUAAAAAUGUUGUUUUUUUAAGUAAAACCCACCAUCUUUCUUUAUAUUCUCUGCAGUUAUUUAUAGAGGCAUCUUGUGUUUGAGGUCAAAGAAAAUCUUUCUUUUCUUUGUCUGGAUGUGCUAAAAUAAUUCAAAAAAGGAGACAAUAAAAAUGAAAAAUUGAGCUUCCAUUAGCAUAUUUAGGGGGUUUAAUUGCUCCACAUGAGUCAUCUUCAUCCUGAAGGGAACGCCCGUCGCCGUUUUUCUACUGGUUGUUAAGUUUUAGCUCCUCAAAGGUGCACCUCGCUCGCUCAGGUAUUUCCUGGUGUUCAGGCGCUCCGUCCAGCAGCGCUCAUUAACGGACUGGAUCGGCUCUCUGGCAGACGCACGGCCCGCUUUUUCACUCACAGCUUCCGUUAGAUCGUAUUUUUUGAAAUGAUUGUAGUCCAAAAUAAUUUCAGAAGCAAGUUUUCUGCCACUAAAUAAUUCUGAAUAUUUAAGGCUCAUUAGGCAGAUUUAUGGGCAGCUGGCUUUAUGGAGCGCCUCCUGCCAGGACCUCACAUCGAGAGGCGGCAGCGGCUCGGGAUCCAGGCCCUGCAGAAACUGUGAGCUGCUGUCAGAGGAGCUGACUCCAGCGCGUCUUUGUUCCUGCGCUGCAGCAGAAACACCGUGUUUGAAAGGAGCUUCUGUUUUUGAGCAUCACUCCAGCCUUCUGCUUGAAGAAACCACACAAAAUGAGACACGAGGGGAUCUCCCUUCAAACUAGACCAGCGUUUUCUGACAGAUCAUUAUUUUACGAAUCAUAGUUUAUGUGUUUAUUCUCUGUAAUAAACAAUAGUCUGCAAAUUUACCUGUUAUUUCACAUAUUUUUUUUUUGCAGUUUUCUACACUUUAUGUCAAACAAAACACAACAACAGCCAAUAUUAAGAUUGUAAAAAAAAAAGGAUUUCAACCUUUAAUUAAACAGCUAUAGUUAUUAUUUUUUAAAUUUUAUUAACAUUUAGUGUAAAUCAGUGGCCAUUCCAUGCAAAAAUUACAAAAAUUAAUGCAAACAUAAAACUUUUUUUUCUUCAGGUACCUGUAAAUACAGUAAAAUAAAAAAAACAAAAUAUAAAUAUUUCAAUAUAUGUUUGAACUGGGAGCCAUUUUUUCCCUGAAUAAGUCACUUUUCAUUUGAAUUCUGCUGUGAUUUCUUCCAUAUUGUCUACAUUUUUUUAAAAAUAGUUUCAUAUAGUAGGCAUUGGUUUGAACCUCUGAUCUCACACACUCAAGCGCUCAAAAAUCACGACAAUAAAAUGUUCUUAAGGAUUUUUGUUUCCUAAUUUAUACCUUUUGAAUAAGAAAAAAAAUGAAAAUA
Molecule: messenger RNA, 6894 nt
Organism: Oryzias melastigma (Indian medaka)
Lineage: Eukaryota; Metazoa; Chordata; Actinopteri; Beloniformes; Adrianichthyidae
Gene: bod1l1
Product: biorientation of chromosomes in cell division 1-like 1
Exons: 29
Coding region: 139-4947 (1602 amino acids)
Source: RefSeq, a predicted model, not a curated record